This is a messenger RNA of Limanda limanda (common dab), 687 nucleotides long. It is a transcript of the gene cacng1b, whose product is annotated as calcium channel, voltage-dependent, gamma subunit 1b. The record is from RefSeq and is a predicted model, not a curated record. The transcript is spliced from 4 exons. Gene Ontology annotation, cellular component: membrane; L-type voltage-gated calcium channel complex. The coding region runs from base 1 to 687 and encodes 228 amino acids. Gene Ontology annotation, molecular function: calcium channel regulator activity; voltage-gated calcium channel activity. Gene Ontology annotation, biological process: calcium ion transmembrane transport; regulation of calcium ion transmembrane transport via high voltage-gated calcium channel. Lineage: Eukaryota; Metazoa; Chordata; Actinopteri; Pleuronectiformes; Pleuronectidae.
AUGUUUGAGGAGCAGGCGACCAAGGUGAAGAUCACGUCUGUGGUGAUCGUGGUGGGCAUGGCGGCGAUGCUGGCGGCGGUGGUGACCGACCACUGGGCCGUGCUCAGCCCCCGGGUGGAGAAGCUCAAUGCCACCUGCGAGGCCGCCCACUUUGGCCUGUGGAGGCUCUGCAAGAAGAGCAUCUUCAUCGUGGAGGAGGACCCCCAGGGCAAAGGGUGCGGCCCCAUCAGCUUACCUGGAGCAAAGAACUGUUCCUACUUCAAACACUUCACAUCAGGGGAAGAGGCUGAAGUUUUUGAAGUCAAGACCCAGAAAGAGUACAAUAUUUCAGCAGCAGCCAUCGCCAUAUUCAGUCUAUUCUUCAUGACCCUGGGAACUCUCUGUGUGGUCUUGUCGUUUGGGAAGGGCCGUGACUACCUGCUCCGACCGGCUGGGAUGUUCUUUGCCUUCGCAGGCCUCUGCAUCAUCAUUUCCGUCGAGGUGAUGCGCCAGUCUGUCAAACGUAUGAUCGCCAGUGAUGAGACCAUCUGGAUUGAAUACUACUACUCCUGGUCCUUUACCUGCGCCUGCGCCUCCUUCACUAUCCUAAUCCUCAGCGGAGUCGCCCUGCUUCUCAUCUCCAUGCCCAACAUGCCUCGUAAUCCCUGGGAGACCUGCAUGGACGCCGAGCCGGACACCUUAGACUAG